Messenger RNA from Cetraspora pellucida, 483 nucleotides. NCBI's taxonomy places the organism in Eukaryota, Fungi, Glomeromycota, Glomeromycetes, Diversisporales, Gigasporaceae. The record is from the annotation of a GenBank genome assembly.
AUGAGUACCAGUACUAGUGAGAAAGCCAGCGGCGAAACUAAGAAAGUUACCUUGAAAAGUUGUGACGAUGUCGAGUUCAAAGUCGACAUACCUGUCGCAAACGUCGGUGAAAGUGAUCAAUCAAUCCCUCUUCCUAACGUCAGCGAAAAAGUUUUAAAAAAGGUUCUCGAAUGGUGCGAACAUCAUGUCAAUGACCCGCAGCCUACUAAUGAUGAUGAUGAUUCUCGCCGGAGAAAUACAGAAAUUGAUGAUUGGGACCAAAGAUUCUUAAAUGUCGAACAGGAUAUGCUUUUCGAAAUCAUUUUGGCCGCUAAUUAUUUGGAUAUCAAACCAUUAUUGGAUAUUGGUUGCAAGACCGUUGCCAACAUGAUCAAAGGCAAGUCGCCCGAAGAAAUUCGCACCACAUUCAAUAUAGUCAACGAUUUUACUCCUGAAGAGGAAGAACAAAUUCGAAAGGAAAAUGAAUGGGCUGAAGACCGAUAA